Molecule: messenger RNA, 342 nt
Organism: Eimeria maxima
Lineage: Eukaryota; Apicomplexa; Conoidasida; Eucoccidiorida; Eimeriidae
Exons: 1
Source: RefSeq, a predicted model, not a curated record
AUGGUAGUACAGAAUUCAAGUCAAUUGCAUUGGGGAAUUAAUUUGGCCAUCGGCGUCAAAUCGGAAUCAACAAAUUGUGCGGGAUCUGAUUUCUGGAGAUUCUGUAAGGAAUGCUCUUAUGGAUUAUUCUGUGAGCAAGAGGAGGAGGACGACGACAACGAUACACAGCAUGGACAGACAGGACACCAAGGAGGAAAAGGAGGGACAGGAGGAGGAAGACGAAAAGAAGAAAGAGCAACACCAAGAACAACAGGUAAAGCUAAACGAGAAAGACGCAAAGGAUAUCAUCAUAAAAAUAAUAACGGACAAAUGCUCACUCAAUUAUUCAAUACAGCUUAUCAG